AUGUAGAAAGGUCAGCUACCCGAGAGACCUCCCCCAGAUCUCCCUCAUCUUCAUCUUCGUCAACGAGGCCCUGUCGGUGAUCCUGCGCUCGGUCCACUCGGCUGUCAAUCACACGCCGGCUCAUUUGCUCAAAGAGAUCAUCCUGGUGGACGACAACAGCGAUGACGAGCAGCUGAAGGGACCGCUGGAAGAGUACGUGAACAAGCGCUACCCGGGUUUGGUGAAGAUCGUAAGAAACCAGAAGAGAGAAGGGCUGAUCCGGGCCAGGAUCGAGGGCUGGAAGGUGGCCACCGCCGAGGUGACGGGAUUUUUUGACGCCCACGUGGAGUUUACGCCUUCAUGGGCCGAGCCGGUUCUCGCCAGAAUAAAAGAGGACCACAAGAGGAUCAUCUUGCCCUCGAUCGACAACAUCAAGCACGACACUUUCGAGGUGGAGCGCUACGAGAACUCGGGCCACGGCUACAACUGGGAGCUGUGGUGCAUGUACAUCAAUCCGCCCAAGCAGUGGUGGGACGAGGGAGACAUGUCUGCUCCCAUCAGGACUCCCGCCAUGAUCGGCUGCUCCUUCGUGGCCAACCGCGACUACUUCGGGGAGCUCGGUCUGCUGGACUCGGGGAUGGACGUCUACGGAGGGGAGAACAUCGAACUGGGCAUCAGGGUUUGUGUGUCACCCAGUUUCCUCCUGCUCCUGCUCCCUCUUUACCCCUGUAGGUUUAAGUGGAGCAGUGGCCACCGUUGCGUGGCACAGCUGAUAAAUGAGGCCCCAUUAAGAGUCCUGGAGGACCAGGCCUGUGUGUGCAGCUCACAGCAGGGCAAUGGAGAUAAAUAGGUCACAUGGAGCAGCAAGGUUGGGGAGGUUUUCUGUACGUUUUGAGAGAUUGUAGAGUCUGUCGUUGGUCUGCAGCAAUAUUUAGUUUUUUUUCCAAUCGGACU
Molecule: messenger RNA, 933 nt
Organism: Stegastes partitus (bicolor damselfish)
Lineage: Eukaryota; Metazoa; Chordata; Actinopteri; Pomacentridae
Product: putative polypeptide N-acetylgalactosaminyltransferase-like protein 3
Exons: 4
Biological process (GO): protein O-linked glycosylation
Cellular component (GO): Golgi apparatus
Molecular function (GO): polypeptide N-acetylgalactosaminyltransferase activity
Source: RefSeq, a predicted model, not a curated record